AGCAAAAGUUAACUUGUGCAGCUAAGUUUCCCCUUUGACCUCGGUGAGGGAUACGAACGUCAUUUGUUUAUACCUGUUGCAAUGGCGACCUUAACGGAACUGAAAUGCGCUCUGAGAGAGAGCCUGGAGUCUCGAGGUGUGUUGGGUCAGCUAAAAGCUCGGAUCAGAGCUGAGGUGUUCAAUGCGCUCGAUGAUCAGAGCGAGCCGCGUCCUGCGCUGUCGCACGACAACCUUCUAAUCAACGAGCUCAUCCGCGAGUACCUGGAAUUCAACAAGUAUCGAUACACAGCGUCUGUGUUGACAGCAGAAUCAGGUCAACCUGAGGUACCACUUGACAGACCGUUCAUGGCGAAUGAGCUGAAAGUGGUGGAGGACUCCAGUUCCAGAUCUGUGCCUCUACUGUACGGCUUGCUAUCCCACUUCCUAAGCAGCAGCGGAGACAGUGGAGGGAAGCUGUUUCUCAGGGGCUCAGCAUCUGCUACUAUGACCAGAGACUCUAACACACUCCCUGGUCCUGAGUCUUAACACAGGUGUGUCCUGUCUGUCACUCCAGAUUGCAAUGGAACUGGGGGUGUUGAGCGAUUUAUUAAAAAAACAUUUUUUUAUUUUUUGCAGUUGAUGUCAAGAAAGCCUUAGUAGUGUGUGUUAAUGUUGCCAAAACAGGAUAAAAUCAAAAGGUCUGCUUUUUAUUUCAUUUGGCCAAUUGUUUGUUCCCUGAGAGUCUGUAAAUGUAGUCUGUUCUUCACUACUGCUAUGUCCGCAUAGCUGUACAUACUGUAGUAAGCGUUUGAUGUGCCAAUUGCUCAUGAAGAUGUAUCUAAAAUAAAUAGUUGUUUUAAUAAAUUUUUACUUUAAUAAAGCAUUUUUAGCAUA
Messenger RNA from Salvelinus fontinalis (brook trout), 873 nucleotides. Its product is annotated as centrosomal protein 20-like. The record is from RefSeq and is a predicted model, not a curated record. The coding region runs from base 82 to 525 and encodes 147 amino acids. Gene Ontology annotation, cellular component: motile cilium; ciliary basal body; centrosome. The transcript is spliced from 4 exons. Gene Ontology annotation, molecular function: protein binding. Gene Ontology annotation, biological process: cilium assembly; microtubule anchoring. NCBI's taxonomy places the organism in Eukaryota, Metazoa, Chordata, Actinopteri, Salmoniformes, Salmonidae.